AUGUAGCCAUGCGUAUACUGGUGAUACAAUUCAGUGAAUGGGCAUCAUAAUUCGUGAAAUAGGUCAAGAUAAGAGAAAAUGCGUCUAUGAACUACUUUCUAUAAACGAGCGAAUGUGGAGGGAUUAAUUCCUACCCUCUCUUCCGCUCAAAUAACUAAUCUGUCGUAGUCAGUAGUUGAGAGAUUUAAGGUUGUGCUUAGGCAAUGAUGAAACUAAGAUGGCGUCUAACACGGACAGGAUGAACGGGGGAUAGCGAAGUUGGUCACAAAUUGAUUUGAUGGGGACGUAAUUCUCACAGUCACUCGUUGUACAAGCAAACGAGUCUUUGAAGUGGAUAAUCUUUACCCUUCUACAUCAAUAGAAGUGGGUCUAUGGGGGAAGCGAGGCUGAAAACGGCUAACUUUACGUGAGCUAACUGGACCUAGCUUGUUAGCUAACGUUCGCUAGCUAACCAGCGACAGCUAGCUAAACAACAACAAAGUAAGGAGGAUAGUCUCAGGAGAAGGAAGUGUCUACGGGAUUGUCCGGAAUCUUUUGAUAUAAAAUUAAGCAAUUCACAUCUGGCUUGGGACACGUCCAAAACAGAAGUAACCAAUAUGUCAAGUUAAACUUCCACGCCAAUUUGCAGUGAUAUCCGAGACCGGAGGUGCUGCCUGGGGUGGGCUGAAAAGUGGAGGCCAUAACGACCAUUCGCUUCAGCCACCCUAAUCGUGACCCAGUGCUGAACAAUAGACCCCGUGAGCUUUCAAGACACCUAAACGGCCCAUUAUUGGUGACAUCGGAAUCCAUUAUUUCGUCUUUGACCACGCUGAACGUGUCAGGAAGAGUUGCUGUCCAAGUACCAAGUAUCUAAUAUGAUGGCGAUGGAGGGGGAAGACUUUGUGCCGCCUCCUGAGUGCCCAGUGUUCGAGCCGUCAUGGGAGGAGUUUCAGGAUCCCCUGGGCUAUAUUGCCAAGAUCCGUCCAAUUGCAGAGAAGUCUGGAAUCUGCAAGAUUCGUCCUCCUGCUGACUGGCAGCCACCCUUUGCUGUGGAGGUGGAUAGCUUCCGCUUCACACCCCGUAUACAGAGACUCAAUGAGCUAGAGGCGGAGACCCGAGUCAAGCUGAACUACUUGGACCGGAUUGCCAAGUUCUGGGAGAUCCAGGGAUCCUCCCUCAAGAUCCCAAACAUCGAGAGGCGUAUCUUGGACCUUUUCAGCCUGUCCAAGGUUGUGAUAGAGGAGGGAGGGUUUGAUAUAGUCGGUAAGGAGCGGCGUUGGGCUCGUGUGGCCCAGAAGCUUGGCUACCCAACUGGCAGGAACAUUGGCUCCCUCCUGCGCUCACACUACGAGAGGAUUGUCUACCCCUUUGAGGUGUUUCAUGCUGGGGCCAGCCUGCCGCAGACUAAGCCAAAGCUAUAUGAUGGAGAAGAGGUGGAUAGAGAAUACAAGCCCCACUCCAUCCCCCUACGCCAGUCUGUCCAGCCUUCCAAGAUGAGCAGCUACGGACGCCGAGCCAAUCGCCUUCAGCCAGACGGUCCAGAGGAUUCUGCCUCCCACCCUCUCACUACUGGCUCUCAACACAUCUCUGCAUCGCCUGACCCCACGGAGGAGGACAUAGAGAAGAACCCUGAGCUGAAGAAACUACAGAUCUACGGGGCAGGACCUAAGAUGAUGGGGCUAGGACUGGUUCCCAGGAAUAAGAGCAUCCCCAAGAAAGAAGAGCUGCCUCAGACUGUGACUGUCCGUGAUGCAGCUGCUGCUGUCCAGGACAAGGAGGAACCAGGCGAGGUCAAAGAGGGAGACUCCAGCACAGCCACCCCCACGCCACCGCCUCCUCCUGAUGUCACGGUCAAGAAUAAAGUGAAGAAAGAGGACGAUGAUGGUGGAGACAGACAUGAUGAAAAGGACCAAGACGACCCUAACGGUGAUGGGCCCUGCACCAAGAUGACCAUGAGGUUGAGACGUAACCUCAGCAACCCCCAGUUUGUGGAUUCGUUUGUGUGUCGGAUGUGUGGCCGUGGCGACGAGGAUGAGAAGCUCCUGCUGUGUGACGGUUGUGACGACAACUACCACACCUUCUGUCUGCUGCCCCCCCUCACUGAAGCCCCCAAGGGCAACUGGCGCUGCCCCAAAUGUGUGGCUGAGGAGUGUAAAAGACCAGCGGAGGCCUUCGGUUUUGAGCAGGCUACCAGAGAGUACACCCUGCAGAGUUUUGGGGAGAUGGCCGACACAUACAAAGCAGACUACUUCAAUAUGCCUGUCCAUAUGGUUCCUACAGAGCUGGUGGAGAAAGAGUUCUGGCGCUUGGUCAGUAGCAUAGAGGAGGAUGUGACAGUGGAGUAUGGCGCUGACAUCCACUCUAAAGAGUUUGGCAGUGGAUUCCCCAUGAACAAUGGCAAGAAGAACCUCUCACAAGAGGAAGCGGAUUAUGCCCGCAGCGGCUGGAACCUGAAUGUGAUGCCGGUGCUGGAGCAGUCGGUGCUGUGCCACAUCAACGCCGAUAUCUCUGGUAUGAAGGUGCCCUGGCUGUACGUGGGCAUGGUCUUCUCAGCCUUCUGCUGGCACAUCGAAGACCACUGGAGCUACUCCAUCAACUACCUACACUGGGGUGAGCCUAAGACGUGGUACGGGGUUCCCUCUGUAGCAGCAGAACGGUUAGAGGAGGUGAUGAAGAAGCUGACCCCAGAGCUGUUUGAGUCCCAGCCUGACCUCCUCCACCAGCUGGUUACUAUUAUGAACCCCAACAUCCUCAUGUCUCACGGGGUCCCGGUUGUACGCACCAACCAGUGUGCUGGCGAGUUUGUCAUCACGUUUCCCAGGGCUUACCACAGCGGCUUCAAUCAGGGAUAUAAUUUUGCUGAAGCCGUUAACUUCUGCACUGCAGACUGGCUGCCUGCAGGGCGCUCCUGUAUCGAGCACUACCGUCGUCUGCGGCGGUACUGUGUUUUCUCUCACGAGGAGCUGACCUGUAAGAUGGCCGCCUGCCCUGAGAAGCUGGACCUCAACCUGGCCGCUGCCACUCACAGAGAGAUGUUCAUCAUCGUCCAGGAGGAGAGGAAGCUACGGAAAGGCCUGCUGGAGAGGGGCAUCACAGAGGCAGAGAGGGAGGCAUUCGAGCUGCUGCCUGAUGACGAGAGGCAGUGUGAUAAUUGCAAGACGACCUGCUUCCUGUCUGCCCUGGCCUGUUCCAACUGCCCUGAACGCCUCGUCUGUCUCUACCACACACAGGACCUCUGUAGCUGCCCCACAGACAAGCUCUACCUCAGGUACAGGUACACUCUGGAUGAGCUGUUUGCCAUGUUACAUCGGCUCAAAGUGCGAGCCGAGGUGUUUGAUUCCUGGGCCAACAGAGUGAAAGAGGCUCUGGAGCAGGAAGAGGGCAACAAGAUAGGCAUCACAGACCUGGAGGUCCUGAAGGCAGAGGCAGCAGAGAAGAAGUUCCCUGACAACGAGCUGCUCCAAAGACUCAACACUGUCCUCACUGACACUCAGAACUGUCAGCAGACAAGCACUGAACUCCUCAACAAGACACAGACCAGGAGGAUGACGCUGGCAGAGCUGAAGGCUCUAGUGGAGAAGAUGGAGAACCUGCCCUGUGUGAUGAGCCAGCUGGAGGACGUACAGGCGGUCCUGCGUACAAUAGAAGAGUUCCAGACUCAGUCCCGGGCUCUAGUGACCCACAGGGACUGGCGGCGAGACUCCGCUCCCCCAGAACAACUGCAGGCCCUGUUGGAGCAGGGAGCUGGCCUGCCGGUCGAUGCCCCAGAGUGUGAGCUCCUCAAGGGGCUGCAGGAGCAGGGCCGCUGGCUGGGCGAGGUGCGGCAGACCCUGGGGCCCGAGGGCGGGGUGAUGACCCUGGCGGUCCUCAGGAACUUGAUGGAGGUGGGCUGCAAUGUGCCCCAGAGCGUCUCAGUGGAAACAGCCAUGGCAGAGCUUCAGGAGCUCCUGACUAUAGCAGAACGAUGGGAGGAGAAGGCCCAGAUCUGUCUGGAGCAACGGCAGAAGCACCCUCUGUCCACCCUGGAGGCCAUAGUAAACGAGGCCCAGCUCAUCCCAGUCAAGCUGCCCAACAUCCUGUCUCUCCAGGGCUGUCUGAGCCGAGCCAAGGCCUGGGUCAAUGACCUGGAGGAGAUCCAGAAUGGGGAGCACUACCCGUGUCUGGAUGAUCUGGAGGGCCUAGUGGCGAUAGGGAGAGACCUCCCUGUCAGGAUGGAGGAGCUGAGGCAGCUGGAGCUGCAGGUAGCCAGCGCCCACUCCUGGAGAGACAAGGCCUCCAAGACCUUCCUGAAGAAGAGCAGCCAGCACAGCCUGCUACAGGUGUUGUGUCCGUGUGUGGAGAAACGUAAGGAGAGGGGAGAAGAGACGGAUCCAUUAGAUGACCCAGAUACCAACACUCUGGGCCUCUCUGCUCAGGACCUGAGAGACCCUGGCGCCAUUGUGACGGCGUUUAAAGAGGGAGAGCACCAGGAGAAAGAGGCUCUGCUGAGGCUCCAGAAGGUCAACCUGUCUAAACCAGGUGUGGAGAAGAAGGCUGAGAAAGAGAUCAAGACAGAGCGGGAGGACAAGGAGAAUGGAGGUGGGAGGUGGGGGGAGGACCCCAUGGAGCUAGACACAGCCCUCCACUCUGAGAACUGUGGAAAGGGGAACGGGGGCAGUAACCACACGACGACAGGCAGCAGCACUCCUCCUCAGUCUGUGUGUGUGUGUGGCCGGGCGCCACGCCCCCCUCUGCUGCGCUGUCACCUAUGUAAAGACUGGUUCCACGGUGGGUGUGUCCCGUUCCCCUCCCUCCUGCCUUCCUCCUCAGGGCUCCCCACCAACCCCCUCUGCUGGUGGGACUGGGACUCACGCUUCCUGUGCCCGCGGUGCCAGCGCUCACGGCGCCCGCGUCUGGAGACCAUCCUGGCCCUGCUGGUGGCGCUCCAGAGGCUGCCCGUCCGUCUGCCAGAGGGAGAGGCUCUGCAGUGUCUCACAGAGAGGGCCAUCACCUGGCAGGGGCGUGCCAAGGAGGCACUGGACACCCCUGAGAUACAGAGGGCUCUAGAGAGGCUGCAGGAGCUCAAACAGAACCAGCCUCACAGGGAGGGAGAGGAGGAAGAGGACGGGAAGAAAGGGAACUGUGAGUCGGUGAUAGUGCUAUCAGAUUCAGAGGGAGGAGAAGGAGAUGGAGUGAUAGACCUCACAGAGGAGAACUCUCCCAAGAAGACCGUAAAGAAAGAGAUGAAUGGCGGCAUGCAGGCUGGAUGUGAAAACGGCGUAAGCAAGAAAGUAAAGCCUCACCACAAUGUUACAGGUGUGGGCUCUCUGCUGCCGCUGGUCCCAUCACUAAAAGGCCCGGUGAUAGAGCUGUCCCUGACCACCAGGACCCAGCUAGAGGAGUUACAGCUAGAGGGAGACCUGCUGGAGGUGUCUCUGGACCAGACCAGCACCAUCCACAGAGUCCUGCAGGCUGCUUUAGAGCCACACAGACACACACUCAGAACACUCAUACUGAUUGAGCUCCAGGAGCAGAAGGGAGUGGGCCGUGGGGGGCGGGCUAAAGACUCCAAGAGGAAGAGGAAAAGCCAGAGGGGCGUCACAGGGGUGGAGGGAACACCCCGGUCCCAGGACGCCUCUGAGUGCAAGAAGACCUGUCCCCUCAACCACACACCCCCUCACAUACCCAUCCAGACACACCCCGAGAUCUUGUGAUAUGGUUAUGGAUGCAACUCUGGAGUAAAGAAUGGUCAAACGUUUGGAGAGAGAUAGAAUGGACAGAUUCUGGGCCGAAAGACAUUGUCAAACUGUGGAAAGAAAAAUGCAGGCCGCUCCCCUCUAUACGGCUCCCCUGCCUACCCCCCCCCCCCCCUCUAUACGGCUCCCCUGCCUACCCCCCCCUCCCUCCCUCUAUACGGCUCCCCUGCCUACCCCCCCCUCCCUCUAUACAGCUCCCCUGCCUACCCCCCCCCCUCUAUACAGCUCCCCUGCCUAUCACAUUCAAACACUAACACUGAUUUUCUUUCUGAGCUCCUACAUCUAGAUUCUACACUCCUGUCUCAUUCUCCAUCCCCCUUGAACAUACCAGCACAUUCCUCUCUUCUGCCCUGUACUUUACACCCCCUCCCUCUCUCUAUCUACCUCCCUCCAUCCUCCCUGUGAAAGUGUUUUGGAGUGUGUGAGCUGGCAUUGUCAUAGGAGAGCAGUUAUCUUGGUCUUAAUUAGGGAUCCAGUUCUCUGAGGUCAGUCUGUUACUCAGUCAGUCAAUAUGCUAUGUGUUCUCAGCUAUAUUAAAUGCUAGUUUGACACAAGCCUGUCGAACACAGACAGACAAGGAGGUCCAGUUGUUGACCCACUUACUGAAGUAGGAAUGAAUUAUUUCAUGAUCCAUUUUUCUUGGGGUUUUGGACAUGAAGCUAACUUAAAGCUGAAGUUCAGUUCGUUGGAAGGUUGUGAAUGACAUUGUAUCCUAGGUGACAAUGGUCACCGUGGUAACGCUUGUAUUUUUUUGUAUUGGUUCUUGUUUAAGGCUGGGCUGUUGAGGGGACUUUGCAUUUUCAGUAAAGCCCAUUUUGGAUAUUUUGGGAAGUGUGAAAAACAGGCAUUCAUGUUUUUGGUGCUACUUUCCCAAAAUAGGUAUCUGUACCUCUCACCUCUUUCACAUUCUCUCUCUCUCUCUGUCACCACUGACUCUUUCAUUUGUUUUCAUUCUAUGAUUUCCCCCCUCAGACUAAUUAUUUGAUUCUGUCCUGUUUUUCAGUCUGCUCCUCAACUUUCUUCCCUCCUUCCAAACUAAAGUAACACUUCACUUUAACUAUCACAAUUUACUUUGUCUCUUCUGGGUUCAAAUUAUUAUUAUUAUUAUUAUUAUUAUUAUUAUUAUUGGUAUUGAUAUUGCAGACACGCAGUGGUCGAGUUUGUGUAUAAACUUUUCAUUUCAAUGUUAUCUUUUUGUUUUUCACUCUUGUUAGAAAAUAAAGGUUUAGAAUUGUUUUAGGAA
Molecule: messenger RNA, 6957 nt
Organism: Salmo salar (Atlantic salmon)
Lineage: Eukaryota; Metazoa; Chordata; Actinopteri; Salmoniformes; Salmonidae
Product: lysine-specific demethylase 5C
Biological process (GO): chromatin remodeling; regulation of DNA-templated transcription
Cellular component (GO): nucleus; chromatin
Molecular function (GO): DNA binding; histone H3K4me/H3K4me2/H3K4me3 demethylase activity
Source: RefSeq, a predicted model, not a curated record